Pungitius pungitius (ninespine stickleback) is the source of this 3628-nucleotide messenger RNA. It is a transcript of the gene tp73, whose product is annotated as tumor protein p73. Lineage: Eukaryota; Metazoa; Chordata; Actinopteri; Perciformes; Gasterosteidae. Gene Ontology annotation, biological process: regulation of transcription by RNA polymerase II; protein tetramerization; apoptotic process. The record is from RefSeq and is a predicted model, not a curated record. The coding region runs from base 202 to 2031 and encodes 609 amino acids. Gene Ontology annotation, molecular function: DNA-binding transcription factor activity, RNA polymerase II-specific; RNA polymerase II cis-regulatory region sequence-specific DNA binding; protein binding. Gene Ontology annotation, cellular component: nucleus. The transcript is spliced from 12 exons.
UCUCUCUCUCUGCACCAGUCCUCACCUUUCUGCUUGUCCUGGCUGUACAUGUGUCCGUGUGUGUAUGAGUGUGUUGGAUGUCCACCGGUGCACUGCUCACUUGAACUCUGUGGUUAGGCUGUGGUCCUGCACUCUCUCUGCUUUGACCCGUUUGGACGUUUUUGAAUGGAGAGUUGAUGAAUGAGACUAAAGCACUAGAAGAUGUACUACGUGAAAAAGAAGUCCCAAUACAACUUGCUGAGCAGCAGCAUGGAGAGCCUGGGGAGCCGCGCGACGUCCGCCAGCCCCUACAGCUCGGAGAACGCCUCCUCGUCGGCCGUGCCCACCCCCUCGCCCUACUCCCAGCCCAACUCAACCUUUGAGGGCCUGUCACCUGCCCCGGCCAUCCCCUCCAACACUGACUACCCCGGGCUGCACACCUUCCAGGUGUCCUUCCAGCAGUCUAGCACCGCAAAGUCUGCCACAUGGACUUACUCUCCCUUGCUGAAGAAGCUCUACUGUCAGAUCGCCAAGACCUGUCCAAUCCAAAUCAAGCUGUCCUCCUCUCCUCCUCAUGGCAGCAUCAUCCGAGCCAUGCCCGUCUACAAGAAGGCAGAGCACGUCACCGAAGUGGUCAAACGUUGCCCCAACCACGAACUAGGACGAGACUUUAACGAUGGUCAAGCAGCACCAGCCAGUCACCUGGUCCGGGUAGAAGGGAAUAACUUGUCUCAGUACGUGGAUGAUCCUGUCACUGGCCGGCAGAGUGUCUUCUUGCCGUAUGAGGCUCCACAGGUGGGGACUGAGUUUACUACCAUCCUUUAUAACUUCAUGUGCAACAGCAGCUGUGUGGGCGGCAUGAACAGAAGACCCAUCCUCAUCAUCAUCACGUUGGAGACCAGAGAGGGUCAAGUGCUGGGCAGAAGGUCAUUUGAAGGUCGCAUAUGUGCGUGUCCUGGCCGAGACCGCAAAGCAGACGAGGACCACUUCAGGGAACAACAGGCCCUACAUGAGAGUGUGGCCAAAAAUGGCAACGCCAACAAGCGCAAUUUCAAACAGAGCCCUCCAAAUAUUCCCAGUCCGAAUAUUAACAUGAGGAAGAGGCGGCAUGGAGAAGAAGAGAUUUACUAUAUUCCUGUCCGUGGACGAGAGAACUUUGAGCUGCUGAUGAAGAUUAAAGACAGUUUGGAGCUGGUGGAGCUGGUGCCGCAGCCACUGGUGGACUCCUACAGACAACAAACGCAGCAGCAACUUCUGCAGCGGCCGAGCCACAUAGCAUCCCCCUCUCCUUACUCUCCGCUGUCCAACAUGAACAAGCAAAAUGUCCACGGAGGCCUCAACAAAUCUCCCUCGGUCAACCAGCUGGUUGGGCAGCAGUCCCAGCAGCACCCCACUGCCCCCAGCUCCAUCGUGCAUAUGGGUUCAAACAUGCUCAACAACCACCACAUGCAGGGAAAUGGUGAUAUGAAUGGUGGACACAGCAGUCAGACUAUAGUGUCUGCCUCCCACUGCAGCCCGCCCCCUCCGUAUAACCCUGACCCCAGCCUUGUCAGUUUUCUAACCAGUCUGGGCUGUCAGAACUUCAUUGAGUACUUCACCUCCCAAGGCCUCCAGUCCAUCUACCAUCUCCAGACUCUCUCCAUGGAGGAUUUAAGUGCCCUGAAGAUACCGGAGCAGUUUCGCCUUGCCAUCUGGCGAGGACUGCAGGACAUGAAGCAAGUUGCUCCCCUCCAACUGCCUGCCUCCACUCAUCACCAUGACUACCACGGCCAGCAGCUUCUUCGCUCCAGCAGCAACAUGACCGCAUCUGCCAUGGCGGCCAUUGGGGCUGCCAGCGGGGAACUCCAACGCCAGCGCGUCAUGGAGGCUGUGCACUUUCGUGUUCGCCACACCAUCACCAUCCCCAACAGGCCGGGUGUCGUUGGGACAUCAGGGAUGGCAGCAACCAAUGAUGAGUGGGCUGACUUUGGUUUUGACAUGCCCGACUGCAAGCUGUCGCGUAGUAGUAGGCACUCCAUCAAGGAGGAGUUCAUGGAAAGUGAUGUUCACUGAGCCUGGAGAGCAUAUUUGGAUCCAAUCUUGUUGCCAGCAUUAGCCUAUUUACAAAGUAAAUCCAUGUGCUUUCAUGGUUUUGCUGGCAUAUUCCCGUCAGUGAUAUGACACAGAACCAAGUUCUAUUUUGGUGGACAUUUUAAUGCAGUUCCCUGUGAUGGAAAAAGUUGUAAGACCCACACAUUUGGUUAAAAAAAGGACAUCUCAGGCCUAAAUAGUAAAUGCCAUUGCGGUGAUAGCAUUAUGAUGUCAAUGCUAAACACAUCUCUGGAAUACACUUUUUUUGACCCUGAUAGGUGCAUGUUAGUGAAAAAAAAUGUCGGACUGUGGAUUAGCUGCUCAUCUUAAGUUUUUUUUUUUAUUAGUAUCUACUACAUUCAUACUGAAAACAAAAUGUAGCAAUUUCACUAUCGCACAAAUGUCACAGUAAAAGAAUCACCAAUUCGCAAUUUGCUAGUUCAAAUGUUGUGUUUAAAUACAAAGUUAAUUCUCUGCUAAAUUAUUUAUUGUUAUUUCCGUUUUCCUUAACUGUACAAAUGUUUAUACCGUAUCUUGUAAAUGUUUUAGACUACAUGUGGUUGAAAAGGGGUAUUUUGAUUCAAAAUAGUGGAUCUCCUGUUUGAAGCAAAUGUAAAGAACUAAUUGGUAAAUUUUGUAAAACUUGUAAAACCAAACUAUGGAAAUACAUAAUCAUGCAUAUUUGUAAUGGCUAUGAUAUGGUAUGGAUAUUUAAUUAAGUAUGCCUAAUUCAUUUAUUUGUUUAAUGGGGUUUGGUAUUUAUAGUGUGCAUUCAUGAAAACAAAUGGAAAUCACAGUCAAACAUUUCUUUCAUUGCUUUUUUAUGAAGUCGUGGGGAAUACUGUUAUACAGAAUCACAUGGCAAAACACAUGUGACAAACUAUCAAAACAGUAUUAUAUUUUAAUAGCAAGAAUUUAAUCGGAAUGUUGAAUAAUACAUUAAGAAUUGCAUCCCUGUUUAGACACUAAAAAACUGUAGCAGUUGUGUUGUUCUUUGUGUAUUUUGAAAAACCUUGCAGGGCAAGGUCCUCAUGUAUUGAUUAUAGCUAGAUGUGAACCUAGUAUGUAUCUUCAUGGGACAUGUUUGUGGAUAUUUAAUAGCAACAUUCCAGUUUCAUUUCUAGAUUGACACCAUUAAUCAUAUUUUAUAGCAUUCUAAUGGUGUCAAAUAUGUUGGAAGUAACUACUUGACUUUGUACCAUGAUAAUAACUUUUAUGGUUGCACCUGACAUGCAUUGGAUUUACAAAUACUUUCUCACAUACAAAGAGACACAUGACUUUGCCCACUUUCCACCAACUGGUCAAAAAGAAGCACUUUAAUGCUUUAAAAGUUAAAUAAUUGAGGAUUAUUUGUGCUUGUGAUCAGUAUUAUGAAUUAUUAUGCAUGUAAAAAGAAAUAGUGCCUGUUUUUUGUUAUCAUUUUUGUAUCGAUCAUUCAGACAUGUAUCUAUAUAACUAUUGCUGUUCAUUCAUGUUGAGUAGUUUCUGAUGUUAAGUUUGGUGUUUUCUUUUCUCAAAUUAAUGGCUAUUAAAAUAUUUGCUUUCCUUUAAUUAAUGUGUCUCUUUUUCAAAGUAAAAA